AUGGCUUCUCUUGUUUCUCUUCUUCUUGUAUUGCUCACUUUUUCUUUAGCAGAGUCCAAGACUUACUGGGGUGACGUGGCAGCUCUCAAAGAGUUCAAGAACUCUGUCGACGCCAAGUCCAUGACACCUGGCUCAUGCCUCAGCUCCUGGGACUUCUCCGUCGAUCCCUGCGACAAUUUAUCCGGCGAGAAAUUCACGUGUGGCUUCCGCUGCGACACAAUCGUUUCCGGAUCGGGUCGGGUCACGGAGCUCAUCCUCGACCAAGCCGGGUACUCCGGCUCCCUCUCCUCCCUUUCAUUCAACUUCCCUUAUCUCCACACCCUCAAACUCUCCAACAACUACUUCUCCGGUCCGCUUCCUAACUCGCUCUCCAACCUCACCCGCCUCACCAGCCUCUUCCUCUCCGGAAACUCCUUCUCAGGAUCCAUACGCGGUUCCCUCGGGUCAAUGCCGCUUCUAGAAGAGCUCCUCCUCGACAACAACAACCUCAACGGCUCCGUUCCGACGAGCUUCAACCGUCUUUCCCGCUUAAAACGGUUAGAACUCCAGCAAAACAACAUCUCCGGCGAACUUCCCGAUCUAACCUCCCUCAAGAACCUAAACUACCUCGACGUUAGCGAUAACCGGAUCUCCGGUCCGGUCACGUCAUCUUUACCCGGUUCACUAGUCCAAAUCUCAAUGCGAAACAAUCUCUUCCAAGGAACGAUACCAGAGAGCUUCAGAAACUUAACCUCUCUCGAAGUUAUCGAUCUCAGCCACAACGAACUCGGCGGCUCGAUCCCAUCGUUCAUCUUCGCGCAUCAAACUCUCCAACAGCUAACUCUCUCCUUCAACGGCUUCACUUCUAUAGACUCGCCUCGCUACUCGCCCUCGGGUCUCCCCAGCGAGCUAAUCUCCGUGGACCUCAGCAACAACAAGAUCAGAGGCCCGUUACCUCUGUUCAUGGGCCUGUUACCGAAGCUCUCAGCUUUGUCGUUGGAGAACAACAGCUUCUUCGGUAUGGUUCCGACGCAGUACGUUUGGAAAACCGUGUCGCCUGCCGGGUUUCAGAGGCUGUUACUAGGCGGGAACUUCUUGUUUGGAGUCGUACCGGGUCCUUUGAUGGCGCUCAAGCCUGGCUCGGUGAAUGUGCAGCUCGCUGGAAACUGCUUCUUGUGGUGUCCCGCGACGUUUUUCUUCUGUCGGGGACAAGAACAGAGAUCUGUUACGGAGUGCAGAAAGUUUAGCCGUGUUAUUCCUUGA
Molecule: messenger RNA, 1242 nt
Organism: Brassica napus (rape)
Lineage: Eukaryota; Viridiplantae; Streptophyta; Magnoliopsida; Brassicales; Brassicaceae
Product: leucine-rich repeat receptor-like protein kinase PXC2
Exons: 1
Coding region: 1-1242 (413 amino acids)
Molecular function (GO): protein binding
Source: RefSeq, a predicted model, not a curated record